AUGAAAAAAAUAUAAUAAAUAGAGAAUAUUAAGCCUGUUAAUACAGAAUUUAGAUUAAGUGAUAUGAAUUUAUCUUUUAAGUGGUAACAAAUUAUCGAAAUAUGAAAGGAGGAAAACCAAACGAUAAAUAUCAAUUGCAUCUUGUGUUUUUACAUUUCCAUUAGGAUGUUGUACUUGCCAAAAAAUUGACAAAUGUGUUACUAAAAUUUUAAAACCAAAAUGAAUUUGAUAAAGUUAAAUGGACUCUAUUGCAUAUAGCUGUGAAAUUUAAUUAUAAUAAAGCUGUGAUUUAUGCUUAAUAAAUUGGAAAAUUCAAUUUUCAUCUUUUAGCAGGAAAAUAAGGACUAUCAUUAAUGCAUUUGGCUGUUUGAGAAGUAAUUAUGAAGUAAUAGAGAUUUUGAUUGUAAUUACAUUAUUUACACUUAACUAUUAUUAUUAUUAUUAUUAUUUAUUCUCUAACAAUAGGAAGAAAAAGUAUCAUUAUUCACAGAAAAUGCAGAUGGUGUUUUACCAAAGAUAUUUGCUCUUUAAUCACCAGUUAAUUUUAAAAUGAUUAAGAAAUAUGAAAAUCAACAAAUAAUGAGAUUUUUAAUAGAUCUUGAAGAUAUUGAGGAUGAUGAACUACAUAAGCAAACAAAAUUUAAAAUCUGA
Molecule: messenger RNA, 651 nt
Organism: Paramecium octaurelia
Lineage: Eukaryota; Ciliophora; Oligohymenophorea; Peniculida; Parameciidae
Source: the annotation of a GenBank genome assembly